This is a messenger RNA of Rosa chinensis, 2960 nucleotides long. RefSeq names its product telomere repeat-binding protein 5. Gene Ontology annotation, molecular function: protein binding. NCBI's taxonomy places the organism in Eukaryota, Viridiplantae, Streptophyta, Magnoliopsida, Rosales, Rosaceae. The record is from RefSeq and is a predicted model, not a curated record. The transcript has 10 exons. Bases 438 to 2480 code for a protein of 680 amino acids.
UGAGAAUGGGUGGUUUUCAGAGGGUUUUGGCGAUCAGAGAUUUUGAGAGAGAAUCUGAGAGAUGGGUUGCGUCUGAAACAAAGAAAAUUUCAGAACAAAAUUCCGGGAAAAUAUGGGGUAGGAAGAAAAUGGGCGUGAGAAAAUUGUGGGUGUGGUAAUUGGGAAAAGAGAUUUUUUUAAAAUUUUUUUUUUAUCUGUUUGUUGUUUGAGUUCGCUGACAAUUCUCCGAUCUUACAUUUGCCUGAAACUUCUCGAGCCCUUUGGAUUUCCGUGUGUGCAGAUUACAACGUUGAGUCAUUGCUUGUUCAUCUAUUUUCAGGACUUUUCUUUUGGAUUCUGAGAACUGGUAGUUGGUGAAGUGUAUAUUUGUUGAAAGAAGUUUGUACAGUCCUGGUUCUUUGUGGUUGAUGUGCUAAUCGUGGUAUGAUUUUGGAGAAAUGGUGUUGCAGAAGAGGUUGGAUUAUGGAUUCAAUGGCUUUCAGGUGCCGGUCACUCCUCGAGCUCCGAGAUCAGCGAGGAGAAGGAGUACAAUUAGCAAGAGAGAUGAAGACAAUUCAAUGGGUGCAUUUGACUUAUUGGCCACCGUAGCUGGCAAGUUAUUGCUCGAGGGAGAGAGUUCUCCUGCUUCCAGUCAUACAUCGACUGGAAAAGAAAAGUGUUCAAUCGUUAAUGACAGUUGUCCGGAUGGAGACAAGCCAUUGAAAGUGGAACCUUGUGAUCAAGGUAGCUGUGACAGGAAAUUCUUUGUGUCUGACAAUAUCUCACAGGGUCAUAAUCAAAGUUGCAGCUCAAAGGAGUCUCCAGUUCAUCAGAAUGAAAGCCAUUCUGUAAUGACAACUUCUAAUUGCUCGGAGAGGUUUGUUUCUGAUAUGUUGGUGGGUGGAAAAUGUAAGAAUGAAAUAGGAAGUUUUACUAGCAAAGUACAGGCAGGAUCCUCAGUGUACAGGGAGUCUGGUGAAUGUAAAUUAGAUGGUGAAGCUAAAGUAAUAGUAAAAGAUGAGACUAAUAAGAGGGGGGAGGUGCUAAUUGGUACUGGGGCUGAUAUGUGCAGUUUAGAGGACCCUAUGGUCUGGGAAGGGGAACCUCCCGCACUUGUCAGUUCAGAUAGUAGUACCAAGGUGCCUAUUUGUGUAGACCAUAUCCCUCAGAAACCUAUCCUUGCUAGCAGGGAUGAUGUAAAAAUAGUUAGUAGAGAUGAUGACGAAAAUUCCUCUGGGUGUACUCACCCUAGUACCACCACAAGGUAUCUAAGGACCGCACAGCGGAUUGGUGACCGAAGAAUAAGGAAAGUAUUGGCUUCAAGGUAUUGGAAAGCAGCUCCAAAGAUGAAGGAUGGGGCAUAUUCUAAUUCUUAUAGGGAUAUGCGACCAAUUUACCAUGGCAGGAAGAAUGGUUACAAACGCCAGAGAUCUCAGAUGAAUAUGCCUUUUAAGAAGAGGAGGCUUUUUGACCGUAGCACAGUUCUAAAAUCCAAUGGAGGUAUUAGUAGUGAGAGCUUCUUUGACUCAGGUGAGAAGGGAAUCACUGGAAAUGCUCCUGCCUCAUGUUCAAAGAUGCAAGGAGCCAAUGCGAUAUCUUCUUCAGUAGCAGGUCAACAUUCAGCUUUCCAAUCUAGGAAUUCUCAUGUGAAGCUCAGGAUCAAGUCCUUCAGGGUGCCAGAACUAUUCAUUGAAAUUCCAGAGACUGCAACCGUUGGUUCAUUGAAGAAGACUGUUAUGGAUGCAGUAACAGCUGUACUUGGCGGUGGAUUGUGUGUUGGUGUCCUUCUUCAGGGAAAGAAAUUAAGAGAUGACACUAAAACUCUACAACAGACAGGAAUUUCUCAAGAUGACCAGAUAGAUUCUUUGGGAUUUACUUUGGAACCUAACCCUCCCCACACUCCCACACCGCUAUGUUCUGGAGAUUCUCCCCGUAUGCUUCCUUGCGACGUACUUCAGCCUUUAACAAGGUAUGCACCUGAUCCUAGUAGUGAAGCCUCACUCGAGCCUCAUAUGGCUGCUUUAGGAAGCUUCAUCGAAAGUGAUCAUGAUUCAGCACCCUCUCCAACCGAUACGUCCGCUGACAAAAGCACGACAGAUUCUAAAGCUCUGGUUGUUGUGCCAGAAAUGAGUGCAGAGGCACUAGCUGUAGUUCCUGGGAACAGGAAAUCAAAGCGGUUCGAUAUUGGGCAGCGCCGAAUUCGUCGACCCUUCUCUGUUGCUGAAGUGGAAGCACUUGUUCAGGCGGUUGAGAAACUCGGUACUGGAAGAUGGCGUGAUGUGAAGAUGCGAGCUUUUGAAAAUGCCAAGCAUCGAACUUAUGUGGAUUUGAAGGAUAAGUGGAAAACACUAGUGCACACGGCAAGAAUAUCUCCUCAACAAAGGAGAGGUGAGCCUGUCCCCCAGGAACUCUUGGACCGGGUCCUUACCGCGCAUGCUUACUGGUCCCAGCAGCAAGCGAAGCAACAGCUCAAACAUCCCGAGAGCUGUGUUCUGGUCUGAACAAAAAUAGAAUGGGAAAUUGGUGGGGUUUAGAAGGGUAUGUCUAGAAUUAUCGAAUUAAUUUUUUCUUUGUAUCUUUGUUAAUGAUGUAAAAAAAGUAAUGACAAAAAGGAGUAUAAGUUGAAGAAAAGGUAUGUAAUAUCUGUGGGUGGCUCUUUCUUUCUUUUUCCUUCGGUACUUUCCCUGAAUGGAGAGGCUGGGGUUUUGUAAAUGGUUGACUGAAUAAGAAGAGGAGAGAUUGCUGACAGAAUUCUUUCGAAACCCAAAGAUGUUGUUGGUGUUUCCCUGAUGUUUUUUCUUUGCUCAUUUCCGUUGAAGAAGAUGUAGGAAUCGAAGCUGCUACUGUUUGUGGAGCUUUGGUACAUUGGUCUGUAAUUUUCCUUUAGUUACUUAGGCAUUGAUGCAAUGCGGUUACUUCUUGUAAUAUUGUUUCAAUUUGCAAUGGAUAUAUAUUUUGAGGGUCAACUUGGCCUUCUCCAA